Physcomitrium patens is the source of this 5543-nucleotide messenger RNA. RefSeq lists its product as uncharacterized. The record is from RefSeq and is a predicted model, not a curated record. Lineage: Eukaryota; Viridiplantae; Streptophyta; Bryopsida; Funariales; Funariaceae. Gene Ontology annotation, biological process: protein monoubiquitination; protein autoubiquitination; aggresome assembly. Gene Ontology annotation, cellular component: peroxisomal membrane; aggresome. Gene Ontology annotation, molecular function: tumor necrosis factor receptor binding; zinc ion binding; ubiquitin protein ligase binding.
AACAAUAAGAAAGUGAAUUAGGGUUUGGGCAAAGGCAUGAUAUCAUUACUGCAUUGCAUUGCAAUACAAUGCAAUGCUAUGCAGCCUGGAGUGUGUGUGUGUGUCUGUCUCGCUCGAUCGCCCUGUAGAGGCGCGCUCUGGGAAACAUUUUCGGAGAGGACCCAGUAAGCAGACGUGAAUACAGAAGACGGUUUUGCAUUAGAUUCCUUCUUUGCGACCACCUUUUGGAGCGUACCCUUUUGUUUUUGUUUGUUUUUUUUCGUGGCUUUCUCGGUCUAUCAAGCUCUCUCUCUCUCUCUCUCUCUCACAUACGGUAAAGUCGCAGCGCAUGUGGGCUCUGAGCAUGAUCAUCACCAAACCCCUGGUGGGUUGACAAAUUACUUGAUACCCUCAUGAAAAGAGACGAAUCGCGAUGCGGAGUUAUGAUGGCAUGCACCAGGAGGGGGGAGAAUGACAAAACAGACUUGUCAUGAACGGGAUGACCUGUGUGGCGACGACAGGAUCAUGUCUUGGGAUGAAUGAAGUGCAGAGCGUGGAGAGAGAGAGCGUUACUGCUUUUUCCUCAGAAGUCAGAGCUGCUUAGAAUCAGUCGUUUAUGACCGGGUGCCGUCAACGAGAGCUGGAGCAUUCAAAGGGGCUUCUGACAUUUUCCCUCGCCGGAUGGGGUUAUGAGACACAUGAUUAGCAUUAAUCGAGGGAUUAACAUCUCGUUGUUUGGAUUUGGAUUCUGCUUGACGAUGUGCCGGAGAAUUGCGAGCGGAGCAGUCUAAGAUCCCCGCCCCGUCCCCCGCUAUUGCAACUUACAGUUUGCAUGUCAACUGUUACCGCUGAGUUUACUGCCGAUAGUUUUGAACUUUUCUUUUUUUACCGAGCUAUUCAAAUUUGAAUGUUUCCAUUUCUGUCGAGGGGUAGGACACGGUCGGUUCUUCACGGACGUUGCUCCCAGAAUUUCUCUGAAAGGUUCGGUCGUUGCUGGAAACUUGGACCAGGCUUGAGGAUUCGACAUAUUUGGAUUAUGUAGUUGUCCGUAUCCGGUUUGUGAUUGCUGAUUAAACGCGAUUAAGAUGUAUCCUUGAGAGCUGUUUGCGGCAGUAAAUCCCACAAUUUGAGUAAAAUAAUGUGAUCGACUUUUGGGAGAGAGUUGGUGAUUGGUGAGGUGUCGGUUCCUCGACGCAAGUUUCUGUAUUAAUGAGUUGUCGCGGUAAAGCAGGAGGUUGAUGGAUUCGCCGGAGAGUUGGUUGGUUAUUACUUCGAAAUCAGACAAUAUUGUCCUUGCGCUGAAAUUCUACGCUGCGGAGUGGUUGCUGCCCAAUGGGCGACAUGGCAAACCACCGGCGGUACUAAUCCUUGGCGACCAGUAUUUAUUUUCGUCGGCAUCGGAACCUGGAACGAUGAUCAAGCAAUGGGGCGGUUUUGGUUCUGUCCUGGCAGCAGUGCUGAUUGAUGCCACUACGAUGGAGUCAGCUUCGGGUGCGCUCUGUUUUGUAGAAAAGUGAACAAGCUGCGUGGUCAGCUGCUCGCAACAGUAGUGUACCUUCGUCCUGCUACAUACUACAUUUCGGUCACGGGACUUGAGUCAUGUGCGUAUUCUAUUGAUUGUUAGAGUAGCUAACUACUGAAUUUGUGCACGUUCCUAGGUGCCUGCUGAGUGGGUCCUUUCGGGUUGACGCCAAGUGUUGAAGUUAACAGAGUGAAUCUUGAGUUGGUUGAUUGACACCACUGAAUUGGUAGUUGCGAAUGGUCUUUGGAUAUUGCCAGCAACUUGUGAGCGUAAGGGUUAUAGGGAGAGUAUCAUUCACAAUGCGACAAUGCCUGGACUUUUUCCCUACGCGAGCCUCGCCUUCGGGGACCCCAGUUGUAGCAAGUUAGAAAGGAAGUCCACGGGCUGAAGUAGCAUUCUGAAAGAGUGAGUAGAGGUCACAUAGGGUGUUCUUGAUUGAUUGCGUUGCCAUUCACGUUGUCUUCACAGCUGUAGCCUGGUUCGGAUUACCGCCAAUCCGCCACAACAGCUGAGGAAGUAGCUAGUCUUCAUACCUGUCUUCAUUCCCUCAUUCCCGUAAACUCAGAAGAAUGCGUUUUGGUGACUCUUUGUUUAAACAUGGAAGCGUGCAAGAUUUCGUUGAGCAGUCGGUAAUCAGGAUGUCCGUAUUCGUUUAGAGGUGCCCAUCUGUCGCACCUUGUCCUCGUAAGGUUGGCAUUGUGGCAAUGGCUGCAGCUGCUAUUCAAAGAGGAAGUAGCGGGAGCAGAAGCUCUAGCUCCAGCAGCAGUAUUAACACUUGCACCCGCCUCGUUCCUGGUCCUGUCAUCACCGUGUCGCCGAGCCACACUCUGGACUACGACUGCACAGAUUGCGGGUCGUUCUUGUUUGGUAGCCGUGGAAGGCUCCGACAUCGACCCCAUGGCGCUCGAAAUAGCAGCAGCCAUCACUAUUCUCGAGGCAACAACAUCAGUGAACCUGUGCAGACAGAUGCGCAGAGGCUUCUGUUAGUUGAAUCUACACCUGUGCAUGACCCUUUCUCUACUGCUGUGUCACAGCACAUGAUUCUACCCCAGAAUGAGCAGCUAGCUGUAUUUGCCCAGGCGACUGAGCCUGAAGAUACCGUUGACUACAUACAAGCAACAGGGCUUUCAACUGAAGUCAUUGAAGCAGUUUCCUUACAGGCCUCUGAUAAUGAGGUCGAGGAAGUGGGAAACCAGAGAGCAAUAGAUUUUGUGGCAUGUCAUGGUUCCACACCUGCCUUUGCUGACAACGUAAAUGACUCAUCGUCGACGUUGGCAGAAAUAUUUCGAUGCUUCAUCUGUCUUGGAAAGGUUGUCGAUGCCCAGCUAUGUCCGUGUUGUUCCAAGCUGGUGUGCCAGCCGUGUAUUAAGAGAUGGCUCACAGAUCAGAAAUCGGAGUGCCCACACUGCCGUGCACCUCUCCUUGUCACACAACUUGUGAGCUGUCGAUUCAUCUCCGAGAUUUCUUUGGAAGUUGAGAAGAUUCAAGGAAAGCUAGGUGACAGUCCAAUGGUAAAGCAGUACUGUCCGACUCAUGACAGUCCCCUUCUCUACUUUUGCACGACUUGUUCAGUGGCUGUGUGCUCAGAUUGUGCAGUCCUGAUUGAGGAUCAUCGAAAUCACACGUUUGAGAAGCUGAGUGUGGCCUAUGGGCGUCACAAGAAGAAGAUUCGCAUGGAAGCUGCUGGUUUACGCAGGCGCCGAAAGGAGCUCUGCGCUCUGGUAGCAUCAGUGGAGAAAAACAUCGAGACUGUGCUCAAGUCGAAGGAUGAGUCCGCAGCAGAGCUUCAAAUGGCAUUUAAAAGGAUGCAGUCUCGGCUUGAAGAGCAGCUCAAAUGCAAGUUACUGGCAUUACUCGCACAAAAAGGCUCCAUGACUCAAGAAAUGGAGCUUUUGGACACAGUAUUGCACGAGUUAGAUCAGCAGCUGAACAGCAUUCCGAAGAGUGAUCUCAUAGCGCAAGAACCUAACAUGAGCCGCAUGCUACAGGACAUUCGAACUCGCAAUUUUUCAGAUAUUUCGCGCACACCAAUUCCGCCUGAAUUUAUUUCAGAGGUUAUUCCUUCGUACGAGUAUGGAGAGCUCAUUUUGAAUAACUACAAGGAAGAUCUCACUCAAACCAGACCUACUGUUUUCACCACUGGUUGCACUCUUAAUUCCGCUGAAGCACUGUCGAGCAGGGACGUUGUGUACAGCGAGCCUAUCUGUGGUUCAGGUGUUAUAUGGAGGUUAAAGGUUUAUCCUAAUGGCAGUGGAGCUUCUCAGGGCACUCAUCUCUCUGUUUUCCUAGAGAUGGUAGAUGGAGGAAAUGAACCAGCCACGUACGAGUAUGGCAUAGAGCUCCUUCACCGCACUCGUCCCAACCAGCGCAUCGUUCGAAAAUUCUCCUCUGACUUUGAGGCGGGAGCGUGUUGGGGCUACUAUCAGUUUUUUAGGAUCGAUCUUCUGGAGAAGGAAGGCUAUAUCCUGCCAGAUGAGGACACGAUCACUUUGUGCUUCUACGUUCGGCCCCUCACAUACCAACAGCAAUGCCAGGACUUGCGGAGGUCGCUGGCAGCUUUGCAAGUUGAGCGUGACGAGUCAGCUGCCCAGGUGGCGGUGAUUCGAAGAGCAUUUGCAGCAGCAUUUUUCCAGCGCAGGCGGAGGCGGGGCAGCCGAACAGCUGGACAUGUUACAAACGAGCAGAUAGCAUUCGCUCAAGCUGUAGCAGCAGGGACGGGCACCUCCAACGCCUCGCCAACACUAUCUGUGCGCAAAGCACCUCAAAUACCUAGCAUCAAACACGUCCAGAUGAAGAUGCAGGAGUGCAAUGGCUCCAGAGUUGAAAAGUCAUGGAACAACGGGAUUUUGCCACAGUUUGAGGGACAUCAUCAUUCUGAAUGCACCGUUGAGAUCAACUCGGAGGUUGUCUCUCAGGUUGUCGCUGCUGACUCCCCAGUUCGAAUGCACGCGUCUAGUCUCACUCGACACGAAAAGCCUUCAACUGAAGAGCUUUCUAAGGAGUUUUUGACACACCCUGAGGACGGUGACGUCCCUGCAAAUUUAGACCAGAAUGACGACGAUGGCACAGGAACACCAUCUAUUGAACACAUUGUCACACACAAAUCACAAGGCAAGAAUCAUCAAGAGAUUUUGUCGAAGAAGGGAGAUGAUAUUUUCCAGAUUCCCAAGGUCUGCUCACACAAGAAGUUGCGCAGCAGGAAAGCCCAUAAGGUACUUAUCCCUCCUGAAGCUCUGCUGCCCUUUACAGAAAUUCCACGCUCAGCUGAGAUUGCUCGGCAUCUUACCGGCCUCUCCAUGGUGGAAGCUGGCCCCUCGAUGAAACAGUCUGGCAAUCCUGCUGCUCCUGGAGGCUGCAGUGAAAGCUCAAAGGAUGAGAAAUACGGGGAUGGAGCUUACUCUGAUCCAGGAUGCCAGAGAGUGUUGGCGGGGCCAGCUAUUGCAAGCGUCGUUGUAGGAGGUCUGAUUAAUGACGAGGUGGGGGAUGAUAAGUGUCCAUAUUACAGCGCCAUGUCCGGCUCUAGCAACAACCUCUGCACCCCUGAGAUCGAAGACUGGGGCAACCUGAAGUAGACACAGAUCAUGGAACUGAACAAGCGUCUUAGCUAAGUGGAGGUGGAUGAUUCAGUUGGAAUGCUUAACAUAUUGGGGAUCAUGGUGGAGUGAGAAGUUUCUCACCGCGCCUUCAUCGAGUACUGCGAGGUUCAUAUCCAAACCUUGGGUGAAACUCUUUCAAAACUCUGAUUGGGCAAAGAAAAGUCUUUGAUUGGCUGCAAGACAUGUCGAGUAAUUGCUGAAUCCUCUACAGUGCUCGGAAGCAGUUGCAUGACUAGACGAUUACACCCAAGAAAACGAUUUUAGCAAUUUCUGCUCCGACCUGAAUGUUUCUGAAAAUUGAAAGGAAAUGAUCGGAGCUAUUAACUAAUUCAUUCUCGGUCAAGCACUCAGAACCUAAUAAAGGUGACACGUCCAACAAAUACAUUUGUGCGAAAAGUAUGCAUUCAACUUAAAGCAUCUCCAUGAAGUCAUACUAAGGGUUUUUA